CAUUUCGUCGUGCACUUCCUGCGUUCUGUUAGGAGGGAAUCAACCUAAUUCGAGCAUCCAUUAUGCUGGGCCAACUCGUGGGAUCCGCCAUGCUCUUGGUCGCUACCGCGAUCUUUCUUUAUUACACGGCUUGGACUCUCCUUAUGCCAUUCGUUGACACCGGACACCCUCUUCAUGACCUCUUUCCUCCUCGCGUGUGGGCUAUCCGCAUACCUGUCAUUCUGACUCUACUGGGCUCGGCCGUGGUUGGUACCUUCAUUGGGUUGGUAAUGAUCAAGAGCAACAGAAAGAAAGCCGCCAAAGCUGCUGCUGCCAAGAAGAAGACCUGAAUAUUGCCAAGAAGAGGUGGCAUACAAAGGACCGGUGAAGAAAAGCAAAGUCUACCGGAGUGUGCAAGGGAGUUUCCCCUUGAUUUUAUUUAAUAAACUUGUAUAUCAAUAUUAUCUAUAUUCUUUGACUUUCGCUUUACCCUAUCGAGUUAGAGAGGAAUCUUCACGUUGUCUCAUCAUGAGGAUGGUGAUGCUUGUCAAUGACGAACUGAUAGGUCAUCGGCAGGCACAGAAGUCUACGGUACGAGGUGUCAUAGGAAAAUGGCACGUUGGGGAAAAAAUUCCCUAGAUGAUGACAAG
Aspergillus novofumigatus IBT 16806 is the source of this 629-nucleotide messenger RNA. Its product is annotated as dolichol phosphate-mannose biosynthesis regulatory protein. Gene Ontology annotation, molecular function: enzyme regulator activity. Gene Ontology annotation, cellular component: endoplasmic reticulum membrane; dolichol-phosphate-mannose synthase complex. The transcript is spliced from 3 exons. The record is from RefSeq and is a predicted model, not a curated record. The coding region runs from base 63 to 329 and encodes 88 amino acids. Gene Ontology annotation, biological process: GPI anchor biosynthetic process. Lineage: Eukaryota; Fungi; Ascomycota; Eurotiomycetes; Eurotiales; Aspergillaceae.